Pseudopipra pipra is the source of this 6171-nucleotide messenger RNA. It is a transcript of the gene MOCOS, whose product is annotated as molybdenum cofactor sulfurase. Gene Ontology annotation, biological process: Mo-molybdopterin cofactor biosynthetic process. The transcript is spliced from 16 exons. The coding region runs from base 176 to 2800 and encodes 874 amino acids. The record is from RefSeq and is a predicted model, not a curated record. Gene Ontology annotation, molecular function: molybdenum cofactor sulfurtransferase activity; molybdenum ion binding; pyridoxal phosphate binding. Lineage: Eukaryota; Metazoa; Chordata; Aves; Passeriformes; Pipridae.
GCAGGUCGGGCAGGCGGGGCGGGCGGCGGGAGGAGCGAGGCGCGGCCGAGCCGGGCCGGCACAGCGCGCAGUGCCCGCCCGCAGUGCCCGCCCGCGGGGAGGCUCCGCUGCCCGGCUACUGUUCUUGCCGGAGUUUCGGGCUGCUGUCCUUUUCCAGACUUUCUGUGCCCGCGGCAUGGCCGGGGUGCCACAGGGAGAGCGCCUCUCCUUCCGCGCCUUCCGGGCCGCCCGGCCCGCCGGGUGCGAGUACGGGUACGGGCACGGAGACGGGCUGAGCGGGCUCCGGGAGCGAGAGUUCCCCCGGCUCCGAGGGAUUACUUACCUUGACCAUGCUGGUUCAGCACUUUUCCCAGAGAGUCUACUUAAAGCUUUUACUGAUGACCUCCGAAACAACGUUUAUGGCAACCCUCAUAGUCAGAAUAUCAGCAGCAAGCUGACAUAUGACACAAUCGAACAUGUCCGAUACAGAAUAUUGCAACACUUUCACACUACUUCUGAGGAUUACACCAUCAUUUUCACAUCUGGAUGCACAGCUGCGCUUAAACUGAUAGCAGAAUCGUUCCCUUGGAUACCUGAAGGCACAAAGCAACCCAGCAGUCGAUUUUGUUACUUAACUGACAGCCAUACAUCUGUGGUGGGUAUGAGGGGGAUAACUGCAUCAAUGAAUGUCUUGUCUGUUCCAAUAACACCACAAGAAAUCUCGUUAGCGGAAAGCAGGUUACCAGCUGAAGAACAAAACUGCACGACACCUCAUCUUUUCUCCUAUCCAGCUCAGAGCAAUUUUUCUGGUACCAAAUAUCCCCUUUCAUGGAUACAGGACAUAAAAUCUGGAAAACUCUGCCCCAUCAAAACACCAGGGAAGUGGUUUAUUCUACUAGAUGCAGCUUCAUACGUGAGCAGUUCUCCAUUAGACCUGGGAGUUCAUCAAGCUGACUUUAUUCCCAUCUCAUUCUAUAAGAUCUUUGGAUUCCCAACUGGUUUAGGAGCAUUAUUGGUAAACAACCGGAUUGCUCCCCUCUUGAGGAAAACCUAUUUCGGAGGUGGAACUGCAGCUGCCUACCUUGCAGGAGAGGAUUUUUAUUUCCCAAGGAAAUCGAUAGCAGAAAGGUUUGAAGAUGGCACAGUCUCUUUUCUUGAUAUCAUUGCUCUGAAACAUGGAUUCGAUGUUCUGGAAAAACUCACAGGUGGAAUGGAGAAAAUAAAACAGCAUACCUUUACAUUAGCUCACUAUACCUAUACUGUGCUUUCUAACUUAAAAUAUGCCAAUGGGGCUCCUGUAGUUCACAUUUACAGUGAUACAGACUUCAGCAGUCCUGAUGUCCAGGGUCCAAUCAUUAAUUUUAACGUGCUCGAUGAAAACGGAGAAGUGCUCGGCUUUUCACAGGUGGACAAGAUGGCCAGUCUCCACAACAUACAUGUCCGCACGGGUUGCUUCUGUAACACAGGAGCCUGCCAGAUGCAUUUGGAUAUAAGCAAUGAGGACAUCCGAAGGAACCUGCAGGCUGGCCAUGUCUGUGGAGAUGAUAUAGACCUAGUUGAUGGACGUCCCACUGGUUCUGUGAGAAUAUCCUUUGGCUACAUGUCUUCUUUUGAAGAUGCACAGACCUUUUUGAAUUUUAUCAUAGCCACCAGACUUUCCAAAUUGGACACUGAGACUCCUUUCAAGUCUGUUACGAAGCUGACAAUAGAGUCUGUUCCAGAUGACCUCCCUUGCUUUAACAAUGCAGACAAAUUGUCUCCAAUACUACAAAUCUCAGAUGGAGAACUCAGGAGUAAUCUGUCUGCGACAAAGACAACUGUCAACUGGCAGCCACUGGAGACUGAGGCUGAAAGCAUAAGGGCAGCUGUUUCUGAGACUGCAGUGCCAACAUGUAGGAAAGGUGGCAAGCCCAUCACUGUUGCCAGCAUUUACCUCUACCCAAUCAAAUCCUGCUCUGCAUUUGAGGUUACAGAAUGGCCAGUAGGAAAUCAGGGUUUGUUGUACGACCGAAACUGGAUGGUUGUAAACCAGAAUGGAGUCUGUAUGACUCAGAAGCAGGAGCCAAGAUUGUGUCUUAUAAAUCCCUCGAUUGAUCUGAAGCAAAAAAUUAUGGUUAUUCAGGCAGAAGGCAUGGACCCAGUAUCUGUAUCGCUAGAAGACAAUACUGAAAAAGAGGCUGUGGUUUGUGAGAGUAAAGUCUGUUCACACAGGGUAAAAACAUAUGACUGUGGAGAAAGAAUUGCUGGCUGGUUCUCUAUGUUUCUUGGUCGUCCAUGUCGUUUGAUAAGACAAAGUUCAGACAUGAAAAGCAAGUCACAUCAGAAAAAUACAAAAGGUCUGUCAUCUGCUAAAAACAUCUCACUCUCGCUCGUGAAUGAAGCGCAAUACCUCCUGAUAAACGUGGCAAGCAUUCUGCAGCUGAAAGAACACAUUUCUGCAAGAUUGGAAAAGCCAUUGGAAAUAGAGGAAUUAAUCCAGCGCUUCCGUGCCAACAUUGUCGUCAGUGCACCAGAGUCCUUUGAGGAAGAAGAGUGGGCUGAAAUUUCAAUAGGUGCCCUGCAAUUCCAGGUUGUGGGUCCAUGUAGCAGAUGUCAAAUAAUCUGCAUUGAUCAACAGUCUGGGGAACGAAACAAAGAAAUUCUGCAGUCUCUGUCUGCUGCCAGAGGCAGAAAGACAAACUUCGGCAUAUACCUGAUGAACCAGCCCUUGCACUCAUCCUUUUCAGACAUUUUAUCAGUUGGGUCUCAAGUACUGCCAGUGCUGAAGGAGAAUACAGAAAUUCAGCCUCCAACAUCCAGUGAAGAAAAAUGUUCAGGAUAGAUUCUCUGGUGGAGACAAAAUGUUUAUGCAACUUCAGGGAAAACUUACAGCAGCCUCUGUUUUGCACAAUUGCUUCAGGAUGCAACAGGUUUGAUCAAGUUUUACUGGUGGAUGACUCCCAAAACAAGCCCAGCUUCAUUGUCAGAAAGCCACAUCUCAGUGAAGGAAAGUAAAUACAACAAUACACUACUUCCUUAUGCUGCUUUGUUAAAACCACAAUGAGGAGAGAGGAUGCAAGACAUAUUUUAGAAACAAUGUGGGUGGGAAGGAACAGUGGGAGAGCGGCGUGAGAGUAGCAGUGCGUUCACCUUUUCAAAAAUGAAACUGAAGGUGAUGUGUAGACAGUAUGAAAGCACCGGAAAAGAGGGAAUUAUUGGGAAACCUGUGUCUUCUCCUUCAGAAGUGAUGUGUGAGGAUGUCAACAAGGCUCAAAGAUCAAUGAAGAUUCAGGAUGCCAUUUGCAAAACACAUUCCUGAUGCAGGAAUUCCAUACAUUUGUUCUCAACUUAUUUCUCUCAUUUCCAUUUGUUCCUUUUCCUUCUGAUUUAUUCUAUGUGAUGACUUCCCUGGGGGUUUUUUUGUGUCCUUGCCCCUGGAAGGGGACUGGGAGGUAAAUGAUCUGUUAAGUUCCCUUGCAACCCAAACCAUUCCAUGAUUCUGUGAUUCUAUGAUCCCUCCACUCUUGUUUUACUACAUAUCUGUGGAUGUUGACACAUUAUUUCUAAUUAGAGAUUUUUCAACCAAAACAGUAAUUUUCUAUACCAACUUUGUUUAUCCUGAGCAGUCUCUACUGGCCACUUAAGGGAACUCUUAAAAGUUUGGAUGCUUCUCCAUCAUGAAUAGCUCGAAGUAUUCUUUUUUCUUACUCUUGGUUCAUUUGAUAGUGCCCUCUUUAGAAGGCUCUUGAAAGCUCCUAAAUAAGACUCAUGCUUUCUGAUUUCUGAGAGCAAAUGUCUGAAAUCUAAGACUUAGUCUGGAAUAUUGAUUAUUGUGAAAAUUAAAAAAAUAAAUAAAGGAAGGCACAGAGCAAAAAAACCCACAUUGAAAGUAAAAAAAAAAAAAAAAAAAAGUAAUGUAAGCCUGAAUACAUUGAGGGCAGCUGUUUUAUGACCCUCAGCAUGCAUCCAGCCAGCCAUGGGAUGAUUUUGUGCUUCCAGAAAGUCCUUCUGGAAGAAAAAAUUCUCCUAAAUUGGCUGCGCUCUUGCCAUUUGGGAAGUGAAAUUUUGACCCCAUUAAAAGCACCUUCAGAACUCUCAUCCAAGAUUUAGAACUUCCUUGGGGCAGUUUUGGCUCCAGCUAUGUGAAACUGCUUCUGGCUGAAACAGUCCUUGAGUUGAUUGAGCAUAUCCCUGGAGGGAGGCAGGUGGCUUUGUGAAAAAGUUGGUCAAACAGUCACUCUGAAAGGGGAGUGACAACCACCACAGAGCAGCGUACAAUGGGAAAAGGGAAGCACAAAUCAGAAUUCAAAAAUGGUCCUUCUUCUUUCUCUCUCUUUUUUUUUUAAUAUAAUGGUUUCUUCUUUCUUUUGUUCUUUUGAAGAACUUGUUUUACUCACUUGAGCUGGAACAGUCUCUCAGUAGAGCUUUGUAAUGGAAAUGAGAAGAGACAUUAUCAGUUUCUUACCAUCUGCCAUAAAGUACAUGGAAAGAGAGAGGUUUUUCAUAUGUAUGUAAACUGAGGAUCAAUUUUCAGAGUUGUACCUUCUACUUCAGAGCCCAAGGUCUGGUCCUUGAUGUCUGCUUUGAAAAGCAGGAGUUUUAUCUCUCUAAUAGUCAAUUAUUUGAGGUUGUAAUGAGCAGGCUUUUUGGAACGUUGAAAAGCAGUUUCCUGGUAUCUAAAUGUCUUAACUGUUUCACUCUUUGCCUUUCUGUUAUGCAGAAUAUUGCCUUGUUGGAUAGAAAGCCAGCUCAGCAUUGACAGAUUUAAUAUGAAGAGACCUGUUGUAUGCUGACCUUCAGGUGAUCUCUUGUGCUUUUACUCUGUCCUCUUCACCUCACCACUAUGCCAUUUAUUUAAAAUGACACAGAAGUUAGAAGAGGAAAUUGAAAGCAAACCUCAACAAGCUCUGUUUCACUUGUUAUUUGAUUUACUACAAAAUAAGUCACUUUGGCACACAGUGGCUUGACAAAUACUGUUUGUGAAUAGCUGUAAUGCAAUGUAUGAUAACUACGGAUGAGAGGAUUUGAACUUUAAAAAUGUCAUGCUUGGUCAUUUUGACCUAUUAUUUACAGGCAAUUACACAUUCUCUCUGCUGUAGCUUAGUAAUAUUAGAUUAAGAAUAAUUUUGCCAUUUUAUAGGAGGAAAAGAAAGAUUUGCUCUGGUGUAUGAACAUACUCAUUAGUAUAGACUAUGCAUUUCCCAGAAGGAACAUUCUUGUGGUGCAGUGAUAGGAAAUGUCACAAUGCUUCAGAUUGAUGGAAGAUACAUAAGGAAUCUUUCAUCUCAGCAAAGAAUAAUAUUUCCCUUCUAGUAAGUGGAGUGUUCCUGCCAGUAUUGAUAUGUCUUUCCAUCAAUGAAGACAAAUUCUUCUCAGUGCCAAAACUCAGUGGAAAAUCUUGAAAUAGGAAGAGUAAAUUCUAAAUGACAUGCACUGUAAGUUUGUAAAAAGAACAUCCCUCCCAUCAUGUGAAAUAAAUUUCAAAGAAAGAAGAAAUUUAACAUACUGCAACUCCAGGUCAUGCAGGUACAAAAAGGGCAUAAACACUUUGAAACACUGUAUAGAAGGAUUAUAUAUUCUAUAUGGAUUUAUUUCUUAACCUUCCAAGUAUAUAGAAAAAAAGAGCAUUUCAUAUGAAUGCAGGCUCUUUCAUCUAAAUACUCCAAUUACUGCAAAAUUAAGUCUUUGGACUAAUUGCAGAUAUAUGUUUGCCUUCUAUGGAUAAUAAAUGUACUUAAUACACUAUUUCCAGAGUGCUGUAUGUAGAAGAUCCUCUAUAUAUUUGAAAACCAAAUCCAUAUUUCCUUGCAAUGAAUUAUUCAAACACAUUUUAUUCUCUGUGGGACUUAUCUCCUUCUCAAAUCUCAAGGCAAAAAUAGUGAUUAUUACAAGCUCUAAUAAUAGCCAGGAGGCUGAAAUCACAAAACAGAAAUCAGUAUUUUUAGGAGAAGCUUCUGAGCUCUGUGUUCUCUGAUAUGACUUAGAUAUUUCAGAUACAGUUUAUGAUUUAUAUACUUUCAAUGGCUUCCUUCAAAGUAUGGCCAAAAUUUUAGGUCAUCCUUCCCUCAAAAUUAUACACAAAUCAAAAUAAAGGACUGCAUAAAAAAUGUGAUUAUUCCUCAUAAAUUGUAGAGAUUAUGCUAUGCAACUCAUCUUCAAUCUAGUUUUUAACUAUCUUGGAAAUGAAACCAAUAAAAUAUAUGUUGUGCUUGA